AUGUAUGCCGUGCAGAGUUUUCGAGACGCAACGAUUGAGGAAACGGUUCGUGCAAGCGAAGUGAUUUGUACCAUUUACACAACCAGUGUAUACGAGUAUCCUUAUUUGACUAGGUCCGAAACUUCGGGGAGUAGAUCAGGAUUAGAUCCGACGAGUUCAGGCUCAAGAGCUGGCAAAAAGAUUAAGCUCAGAAGACAGAAGGGCGUUACGAUGGUUAGCAAUAAUCCUGUUGUCACGAUUGGUAAUGGUAGAGAUAAUGGCAACCUUUAUGUCGUGCAUGUGCAGUGA
Molecule: messenger RNA, 288 nt
Organism: Sclerotinia borealis F-4128
Lineage: Eukaryota; Fungi; Ascomycota; Leotiomycetes; Helotiales; Sclerotiniaceae
Source: the annotation of a GenBank genome assembly